UCAACGCAAACGGCUAGUUUUUAAAUUGAAAUUCAUACAAAUAUUUAUGUUUUUGUAUUUAAUUUAAAUAGCUGUAAAUAAAUAAGAUUUAAUAAUAUAAGGCUUAUAAUCAACAAGAAAUUAUAACUAGUUCUGAAACUAUACUUAAUUUAUAUAAUGGAAAAAAAACCUAAGUUGGAGCCAUUAAGAUUGGCAGAGUGGGCGCAGAAUUCUGCAUUCUUUGGGAAAGCCGUCGAACUUAUUUCAGAGACAAAGCGCUCUAAGCAGUCGGACACUGAAUCAAAUCCAAAAGUCAGAUUAAAUCCUAUUCCUCCUUCUCAAUUACAUUUAAGUUUUCAAGCAUUAAAACCCAGUGGCAUUGGACAGACACCAGUAAGACCAGUUACCUCAAUAAAAAAAAAGAACUGGAACUCCUCUGUUACAAUUGUUAGUAAAGAACGAAGAAUGACAGAGAUAAAACCCAAUAUAAGAAAAACACUAAACUUCAAUUAUUCUAAGGCUAAGGCAACUAAUACACGGAAAACUCUUAUUGAAAAAGCAACACCACCAUUACAGACAUUUAAAACCUCAAAAGUAAAGAAAGAAGGAUCAGUUUUAAAUAAUGAAAUUAAGUUAAGUGGAAUAAAAAGAAUUCCCAUCACACCUCAGAGAAAAGAAAUAGUACCAAACAAGUUACAAAUAAACACACCUAAGAGCAUUCUGAAAAAAAAAGUUAUUCAAUAUACACCUCUCUCAACUACAUUUCAAAAAUCCUGUGAUGGUGAUGCUACAUUUCUUCGUAUUGAAAAGGAAGUUGAUGAUUUGGUGCAGGAAAAGGAAAUAGAAAAUGACGUUAAUAUAAAUGUUGCAUUACCAUCAUCUACACCUUUUAAGGCUUCAAAUGUUUUAGAGUACUUUCCAACAUCUGAUGCUGAUUUUCUUCAAAAGGACAAAACUAUUCUAGACAUUAGUAAUGUGAGUGAAAAUGAGAACCCGGUUGUGGCUCUAUGUGAUGCAUUUCAGAAGGCACUCAUUUCACAUGCCUGUCAAAAAACAGACUUGAAACAAGAACGAGGAUCCUUAAUAAGUGUCAUAGGGGUUGCUUUGAAACAUAUACAAGAAAUAGAAGAAUAUGAAAAAGAAAACGCAGUUAAUAAUAGCAGAAACCAAUUAAUGGGUAUCAGUUCUAAAGAUUUCUGCAGGACAAAAUUACCAAAAUUUAAGAUACAAAAAAAAAUUGUCUUCCAAAAUUCCCCCAAAAAAUGCCAUGUUUCUCCAAAAGUAGAUAAAACUGAUGCUUUAAAUGUGUAUAUGGGUCUAAAAAGAAAUUUGAAUUUUUUAAACACACCAAAGAUAGAUAAGACACAAAAUAAUGAAACUGACACUCCACUUAGAGUGAAGAAGAACCUGCAAUUUCAAUUAAAUAAAUUGUAUAAUGACAGUGAGUCGUAAUGCUAUUCAGACACACAAACAUCUAAUAGACUGAAAUUACUUAGAAAAUUAUGGAUUGUACAGUCAAAUUUUUAGACGACUUCAGUAUAAAUACCACAAUACAGUAAAGGUCAAAAUUAAUUCUACCUAUAAAACAUUUAUCUCCAUUUAUGCAGUCUUAGGUUAUUUGUUUUUUAUUACUAUAUUCUAAUUUAUCAGAAUCAGUUUCAAGGAAAAACAUGCUAAACCCUAAUGAUUUUAUUUUUAAGAAAUCUUUGCAAGUUCACUAUCAUGAAAUUAGCAUAUCCAUAUACAUGCAUUACGCUGGGUGACAAGAUAUAAUUCCUAUACUAUGAUUUGUUAUCUAUCAGCUUUGUUUCUUAAAGUUAAGAUUAUUCAUGCUUAAUGUUAAACUAUGUCUAUUGAAAAUAAUCAAAUACUUUGCAGAAAUUGUAAUAAAACUAGCUUAUAAAGAAGUCUAAAUAUUGGUUGUCUCCUGUGAAUAUAUAUUAAAAGCAUGCAGUGCCUACUUAUGGGUUUCCUAUUGAUAACAGCAGGCACUGUAUUCACAGUUAAAUAAUUUUAUAGUGUCUAUAAAUAAAAUGUUGAAUAAAUUUGUACAGUAAUUUUUAUAAAUUGUAAUAGAUAAUUAAAGUAAUAUAUCUUUG
Messenger RNA from Pieris napi, 2078 nucleotides. RefSeq lists its product as uncharacterized. NCBI's taxonomy places the organism in Eukaryota, Metazoa, Arthropoda, Insecta, Lepidoptera, Pieridae. The transcript has 5 exons. The record is from RefSeq and is a predicted model, not a curated record. Bases 157 to 1431 code for a protein of 424 amino acids.